AUGUUGGACUCUCCACUGGACUCUGAUUCAAACCUCGACAAUUCCGAUAACACAUUGUCAUGGUCAGAUUCAGGGCAUGAUUCAGAUGAUGACGCCCCACAGCCUGUGGCACCACCAAGCACCAAUUCGUCUACAAAGCACCUUCAAGCGUACAUCAAGCAACUUCAGCUUGAGAAAGGAAAGUUGGAAGAGCAUAACACAGCGCUGAAUGCAACCAAUGCGUCCAUCAUAAUGUCUGAGACCAUCAUCGACAAACUAAUCUUGGGUUUGGCCAAGAAGUAUGCAUUGACGAUGGAGAUGUUCCUGCCUGACAAGGUCAUUUUUCAGACAGACUGCCCUGAUCCUCUGGUUGAUAUAACAAGUCCGCAACAUUAUGCAAAGAAAUUGACAGAGAAGGCUGCCCUUGUCACUGAGCUCUAUGCCUCAAUCGAUCAAGAGUUGCAUCCUCAAAUGCGAACAAAUUCAUUCUUUAACUUGUUUGCAACAGGCAUGCAACAGGCACGAUCAUCAUUCUUCAAUGGUCUAUGUACUGUUUCAGGUAGCAUCUUCAACAUGUCGCCUGAGUACUUUGUUGCCAGAUAUGACCGUGCUUCCAUCCAGCAAAUUACAGAUAUGAUUGGAUGGGAGGCGGGGAAGGGGAAAACCUUCGAUGUUUUCAAAGCACCGGUACUGUACCCUGAUAACAUUGUUAACGAGAAAAAGAUUUUCAGAAACUGGUUGAUAAUUACAAAGGACAAUUACUCAUAUCUUUCUUUGAAAGGCUAUCAAGGUUUCAGUGUGCGGCAAGAUGUCAUUUAA
Molecule: messenger RNA, 798 nt
Organism: Suillus discolor
Lineage: Eukaryota; Fungi; Basidiomycota; Agaricomycetes; Boletales; Suillaceae
Exons: 5
Coding region: 1-798 (265 amino acids)
Source: RefSeq, a predicted model, not a curated record